CCGAAAUGUCAACUGUGAGGCAGGUCAGUGCAAAACAGUCGAUCUAACCGCACAUUAUAUUUCCAGUUGAAACCUCUGUUGAAACUAAUUAAGUAUGAUUUAACAGUCGAAAUAAUGUAUUUUGUGGCCCAAUUUUUGCGCUGUUGUGCGAGCCCCUUUUACGGCCGAUCCGUUCGCCUGUUGUCCGUGAGUGCAGUCAACUCGAAACUGAUAAACGAGUCCCAUUCUAUAAAUAUAUUCGAUCGGAAUACGAAAACGCUGCAACGGCAAAGGGCUGCGGUUGCGGACGAUGCGAAUUUGUACGACUAUCUUAAGGAUGAAAUCGGGUUUCGUUUGGCCGAUCGUGUCUUUGAUAUUAAGAGGAAGUUUAAACUAGCUGCCGAUAUUGGGUGUAAUAGGGGGUAUGUUUCCAAGCACAUUUCGCCCAGCUCUGUGGAGGAAUUAAUUGUGUGUGAUGUAAGCCAGGAGAAUCUGGAUGUUGUCACUGUUAUGGAGGGCAUUAAGUUGAGGAAGCAGAUACUAGACGAGGAACACAUCGAUUUUGACUCGAAUUCGCUGGACUUAGUGGUCUCCUGUUUAAGCCUGCAUUGGGUAAAUGACCUCCCAAGGGCAUUUCAUAAAAUCCUGGAAAGUCUCAAGGAAGAUGGCGUGUUCAUGGCUUCAGUGUUUGGAGGGGACACUUUAUAUGAACUGCGAUCCUCCCUACAACUGGCCGAGCUGGAAAGGAAGGGCGGCUUAUCUCCCCACAUAUCGCCCUUCACUGAGGUCAGGGACAUUGGCAGUUUGCUGUCCAAUGCAGGCUUUUCCAUGCUCACUAUUGAUACUGAUGAAAUCGUCGUUAAUUACCCCAGCAUUUUCGAGCUGAUGUCGGACCUUAAAGGCAUGGCUGAAAGCAAUGCAGCCCUUAACAGGUCGCUGCACUUGCAGCGGGACGUCCAGUUUGCGUCAGCUGCAAUUUAUCAGCAGCUGUAUGGGAAAACCGAUCCUGAAUCCGGAACCACCAGCAUACCGGCAACGUUUCAGAUCAUCAACAUGUUGGGCUGGAAACCCCACCCCAAACAGCCCCAGCCAAUCCAGAGGGGCUCAGGCGAAGUCUCCCUGAAGGACUUGCAUAAGCUGGACGAAAUCGUCAAAGAGGUGAAGACCAUUAAGGACAAAGACUAAACACCAUGUCUUGUUUUCACUAAAUGUUUAUUUUGUUAUACGGACCGAAGAAUAUGUAUAUAUGUAAUAAAAUGUGCAAGUGAA
Molecule: messenger RNA, 1248 nt
Organism: Dendroctonus ponderosae (mountain pine beetle)
Lineage: Eukaryota; Metazoa; Arthropoda; Insecta; Coleoptera; Curculionidae
Product: arginine-hydroxylase NDUFAF5, mitochondrial
Exons: 5
Coding region: 115-1164 (349 amino acids)
Biological process (GO): mitochondrial respiratory chain complex I assembly
Cellular component (GO): mitochondrion
Source: RefSeq, a predicted model, not a curated record